CAAUACCUUUUCAACCUCAAAACCACCAUUAAAAAACCUCACACAAACCACGCACAAACAAAAAUAUUAGUCGGCGCAGGUUCAACAUCUACAUAUAUAAUCACAAAAUCUCAUUUUUAUCAGUCCAAAGAAUAAGAAAACAUGAAGAGAGCAGUAGAAAAUGAAGGAGAAGAAUUUAAAGGGGUGGUUAGUCUUGAACUACUGAAGAAAAAAAUGGCUGAUUUUGCAAAAGAAAGAGAGUGGGAUCAAUUCCAUACUCCAAGAAAUCUCCUUUUAGCACUGGUGGGUGAAGUGGGAGAAUUGUCUGAAAUAUUUCAGUGGAAAGGUGAGGUCCCAAAAGGCCUACCAAAUUGGGAAGAAAAAGAGAAGCAGCAUUUAGGUGAAGAGCUCUCAGAUGUAUUGCUUUAUCUUGUCAGGCUUUCAGAUAUCUGUGGCAUUGAUCUUGGUAAAGCUGCACUCAGAAAGCUUGAGCUUAAUGCCAUUAAAUACCCUGUUAGCCUUUCCAAAGGUUCAUCCAAAAAGAGUACUACUCUUUUGUGCAAAAGUACAACAACAACCUCCACCAACAUCAACAUCAACAAUGAGAGUGAAAAUGGUGUGACUGAUGAUGCUGCAUGAUCUUAUUUAAUUUCUUUUGUCUAUUGUUUUUUUUUUCUUUUUCCUUUUUGAAGGAAAGUUUUGGCAUAACUGGUAAAGUUGCUGCCGUGUGAUCAAGAAGUCACGAGUUUGAGCCGUGGAAACAACCUUUUUGCAGAAAUGUAAAGCUAGGCUCCAUACAAUAGACUCUUAUGGUCCCCCUUCCCAAAUUCCCUGCCCGCAUCGCAGAAGCUGAGUGCACAAGACUGCCGUUUAUUAGCGUCUUUUUUUAGUUUCUUAGACUUGCUAUGACACCUACUAGUUUUGGUACUAAAGUGGGAUAAAAGUGUUGAUAUGAGGUAAAAGUUACCAAACUUUGGUUUUUACCUUGUGCACGUUCCCUUUGACUCAUGGUUAAUACUAUAUUUUCUCAGACAAAUGUGUUGAGAUUUGUGUAUUACUAGUACUAAUAUAGUUGGUUUUAUGCUUUA
Molecule: messenger RNA, 1067 nt
Organism: Nicotiana tabacum (common tobacco)
Lineage: Eukaryota; Viridiplantae; Streptophyta; Magnoliopsida; Solanales; Solanaceae
Biological process (GO): nucleoside triphosphate catabolic process
Molecular function (GO): nucleoside triphosphate diphosphatase activity
Source: RefSeq, a predicted model, not a curated record